CACGAAUCUCCCUUUCCCCUUUACACCAAUUUUUACCCAUCUCUUCCCCACCUUAGUUUUGAUUGAAGCUCCCAUUCAGGUGCCCAUGAUGUCCUUGUCUUCUUCUUGGCCUGAUCCUCGCAUUUUUUCGGCUCCCAUUGUCUUAAUUCUCAUUUGUUUAUCGUUCGUGGGCGCUGACGAUGCCAAGGGGAACGUUGGGGAGGCCCCCAAGUCUCCCUCAUGCAACAAUUCCUUCGAAUUGGUCAAGGUCAAGAACUGGGUUGGGGGUGCUGAAGGCAAAACUUUGGUUGGGAUGAAUGCAAAAUUUGGGGCUCUAGUGCCUUCUCAUGCUGAAAAAGCCAUCAGAUUGCCUGCAGUUUUUGCAAAUCCCUCCAACUGCUGUUCCAGUUCAUCUUCAAAGCUCUCUGGAUUUAUUGUCUUGUCCAUACGUGGUGAAUGUGACUUCAUGCAAAAGGCGAAAGUUGCACAAUCGGGAGGUGCUGCGGCCUUGGUGGUUAUGAAUGACAAAGAAGGUCUUUCUGAGAUGGAUUGUUCUGACAGUGACGCUGCUUUAAAUAUAUCGAUUCCUGUGAUAAUGAUUUCAAAGUCAGGAGGAGAAGCUCUUAACAAGUCUAUGGGUGAUGGACUGAAAGUGGAACUUUUAUUAUAUGCUCCAAAACGUCCAGUUGUUGACUUCUCAGUGGCAUUUUUAUGGAUGAUGGCUGUCGUAACAAUUUUAUGUGCUUCAUGUUGGUCCCAGAUAACUGCUCCUCAGCAGGCUAAUGAGCGCUAUAAUGAACUAUCUCCAAAGAACUUUUCCAAAGCUGAGACACUCAAUGAUGAUUCUGAGAAUGAAGUCCUUAAUAUUAGUGCCAAGGGUGCUAUAUUUUUCAUCAUAACAGCAUCGGCAUUUCUGGUGCUACUAUAUUUUUUUAUGUCGUCCUGGUUUGUGUGGGUGCUGAUUGUACUUUUCUGCAUUGGUGGUGUUGAGGGAAUGCAUGCUUGUAUAGUUAGCCUGGUGUUAAGAAAAGGAAGAAACUGUGGGCAUAAGACAGUAAAUUUGCCUUGUUUUGGGGAGGUUUCAAUUUUCUCACUUGUGGUGCUACUUUUCUGUGUGGCAUUUGCAAUUUUCUGGGCUACUACUCGGAAGGCAUCAUAUUCAUGGUUUGGUCAAGAUGUUCUUGGUAUCUGCUUGAUCAUAACAGUCUUGCAGAUGGCUCGAUUACCUAACAUCAAGGUUGCUACCAUACUUCUUUGUUGUGCAUUUUUUUAUGACAUCUUUUGGGUGUUCAUAUCUCAAGUGAUCUUCAAUCAGAGUGUUAUGGUUUCGGUUGCUCGAGGUGACAACAGUGGUGGAGAAUCCAUUCCCAUGCUUUUGAGAGUCCCUCGCCUUUUUGACCCCUGGGGUGGUUAUGAUAUGAUUGGCUUCGGGGACAUUAUAUUUCCUGGUUUGCUGCUAUCAUUUUCUUUCAGAUAUGACAAAGCGAAUAAGAAGGGAAUAUUGAAUGGAUAUUUUCUUUGGCUGAUGAUUGGCUAUGGAUUUGGCCUUAUAUUUACAUAUGUGGGCUUAUAUCUAAUGGAUGGGCAUGGCCAGCCUGCACUCCUGUAUCUUGUUCCAUGUACACUAGGUCUUGUUUUUAUUCUGGGUUUUGUGAGAGGUGAGCUGCCGCACCUUUGGAAUUAUACGACGGAGGAGGAGCCAGCAUCAUCGUCUAGGGAACAAUCUGUACAUGCUUGAAACAUUAGAUCGACCUGUAUCUUCCACAACGAGAUGAGCUGAAAUUGCACCAAUCUCCCUAAGCAUAAAGUGUAGAGAUGGACUUCCAUGUUAUCUCACUCAACAAGGAUUAUAGCUCAGUCUUCUGUGAAGAACACAGCAAGAGCAGCAUGGCUCUGUACAUAUCAGAGGUAAUUCAUCUAGGGAUUUACUCAUGUCAAUCACCUGCUUUUAUAUUUGUUGUUGUUUGUAAUAUUCUGAUAUACAUAUAUGUAAUCUUUUUUGUUCACUUCGAUUACUUAUUAUAUGCUGAGGAAGGAGUGUUAAUUUUAUCCUCAUAAAAACCCGAAGGGAAUGUGUUGUAUAUACUCGCAAUAUUGAUGGCUCUCAGACCUUAAUAUGAUAUAACUUGGUGUUGAAUUGAAA
This is a messenger RNA of Juglans regia (Persian walnut), 2122 nucleotides long. RefSeq names its product signal peptide peptidase-like 3. Bases 86 to 1717 code for a protein of 543 amino acids. Gene Ontology annotation, cellular component: Golgi-associated vesicle membrane; cytoplasmic side of endoplasmic reticulum membrane; lumenal side of endoplasmic reticulum membrane. Lineage: Eukaryota; Viridiplantae; Streptophyta; Magnoliopsida; Fagales; Juglandaceae. Gene Ontology annotation, biological process: membrane protein proteolysis. Gene Ontology annotation, molecular function: aspartic endopeptidase activity, intramembrane cleaving. The transcript has 14 exons. The record is from RefSeq and is a predicted model, not a curated record.